UCCUUUGCCAGGUUCUCCAGUGAAUGCCUUCAUCAUGAUGACUUCACGGUUUGUUGCAGGGGCUUCCCUCUUUGCGAUGCUGAUUGUGAGCAUGUGCUUCCUUCCUGUUCAGCAAGGCUCUUAUCCUGGGCACUAUGGUGGAAGUAAACCCAACACGGCUCCUAAUGUUGGCUUGUACCGGCAAGGGCCCUCUGAAGUUUCCAGUCAACCAGAAAACGUGAGUCCUCCUGGAUCAUUUUACCAGGCAGGGGAGUUGUCCACUUAUUCCCAAAUCUUAGAGCAGGGUAACUCUGAGCAGGAGACGGAGGACCUAGUGCCUCCUCCAGGACCUUUUCCUCCAGGACCUUUUCCUCUAGGACCUUCUCAACCUCCACCUCCUAGGUCAGAGUCUGCGGGACAAGGAUAUGCUAGACCAAGCUUAACCAGCGAACCUCGACCAGAAGCCAACACGGGUGGAGUUGAGGUCCCUUAUCGGUUCUACGACUUCUUCUUCCUGAACGGACAGUACCCCCAAGGCACAGUCAGUUUUUCCAGCGACAACUACGAGCAAGGAAGAGACAGCUUUCAAGAUGUUCACUAUCUGAGCGACUAUUUUCCCAAUAACCCUGCACCCGUACAGGGGAGCCAGGCCGCUGCUGCUGCACCCGUCCAGAACUUUUACGCACCCAGGAUACCUGUGAAGAGUCCUUUGAUGGCUGGUUCUGGACGGGAUGGUGCAAAGGCUGCUUCCCGUAGAGGCUUCAGGCAGCCAAUCCGCAACCAGGCCCCUGGCUACAACUUUGGUUAUGGUGGAUACUAGUGACGUGGAUGUCUACAGCAUGAACAAAGAUAUCUGCUAAAUAAAUAUUUUUUAAAUUA
Molecule: messenger RNA, 858 nt
Organism: Trematomus bernacchii (emerald rockcod)
Lineage: Eukaryota; Metazoa; Chordata; Actinopteri; Perciformes; Nototheniidae
Exons: 5
Coding region: 35-799 (254 amino acids)
Source: RefSeq, a predicted model, not a curated record